GUGACAAAUCUGAUCGGAACUUUCUACAGCCAGGAAAGACUGAUGUUUCCUGCUUCUCUCACUUCACAGACGCUUAUGGACAGCAACACAAUACACGACCAGUGUGAAGGCUCAGGGGCUUCUGUCAGAACCGGAACCGGGAAAAUGUUCGUUUUACUCCCAGUUUAAAUGCUGUAGAGCGAAAUAUCUUCCCUGACCAACCGCCGCAUCAGAAUCCUGUAAGCAGUGAGCAUGAUGUGGCCGGGCCAGCGUCUUGAAGUCUCAUCCUGAGGACGCCGUGUUACUUCAGGACUUCACCUUUAAUGCCGGCAGACACCAAGAUGGACGAGCAGCCCGCCCCCCCCAACGUCAGCAUCCCCUGCCACGACGAGCAGAGGGACAAGAAGAAACGCUUCACGGUUUACAAAGUGAUCGUUAAUGUUGGACAGCAGGAAUGGUUCAUCUUCAGGCGUUACGCAGAGUUUGAUAAACUCUACAACACAUUAAGGAAACAGUUUCCUUCUAUGAACUUGAAAAUUCCUGCCAAGAGGAUAUUUGGGGACAAUUUUGAACCUGAGUUCAUCAAGCAAAGGCGAGCCGGGCUGCACGAGUUCAUCAAGCGAAUUGUUUCACAUCCUCAGCUCUGCAACCAGCCGGAUGUGAGGACCUUCCUGCUGAUGGACAGAAUGCAGAACUUUUCUGACGCAUCUGAGGACGAAGACGACAAAAACAACUCUACCUCCAGAAACAUUAACCUGGGACCCUCUGGGAAUCCACAUGCCAAGCCCACAGACUUUGACUUUUUGAAAGUCAUAGGAAAGGGGAGUUUUGGGAAGGUUUUCCUUGCAAAACGAAAACAUGAUGAAAAGUAUUAUGCAGUCAAGGUUUUGCAGAAAAAGGUCAUCCUCAACAGAAAAGAGCAAAAACACAUCAUGGCAGAGCGCAACGUGCUGCUGAAGAACGUGAAACACCCAUUCCUGGUCGGGCUCCAUUAUUCCUUCCAGACCACAGACAAGUUGUACUUCGUCUUGGACUUUGUGAACGGAGGAGAACUUUUCUUCCAUCUUCAAAAAGAGCGAACCUUUCCAGAGCCCCGAGCAAAGUUCUACAUCGCUGAAAUGGCGAGUGCACUGGGGUAUCUGCACUCUCUCAACAUUGUUUACAGAGACUUGAAGCCAGAAAACAUCCUCCUCGACCAUGAAGGGCAUAUCAUUUUGACCGACUUUGGAUUGUGCAAGGAAGGCAUUUCCCAGGCAGACACCACCACAACCUUUUGUGGAACACCUGAGUACUUAGCUCCAGAAGUCCUGAGGAAGCAGCCAUAUGAUAACACAGUGGACUGGUGGUGUCUGGGCUCAGUGUUGUAUGAAAUGCUCUUCGGCCUGCCGCCGUUCUACAGCAGGGACACACAUGAAAUGUAUGACAACAUCCUCCACAAGCCGCUGGUGGUGCGUCCCGGUGCGUCCGGCACCGCCUGGUCUCUGCUGCGGGGCCUGCUGGAGAAAGACGGCACACACAGACUGGGGUCCAGGGAUGACUUUAAUGAGAUCAAAGCACACGGCUUCUUCGCCUCCAUCAACUGGGACGACCUCGAACAGAAGAGGAUCUCUCCCCCAUUCACACCCAAUGUGAGCUCUUUCUGCGACAUCUCAAACUUCGACCCUGAGUUCACAGACGAGAUGGUCCCGAACUCCAUCUGCUGGUCUCAGGAUCACUCCAUCGUCAACGCCAGUGUGAUGGAGGCCGACGACGCCUUCGUGGGCUUCUCCUACGCCCCGGCUUCUGAUGACUCUUUCCUAUGAAACAUUCCCAACGAGCUCCUCGUUUGCCUUAACCAUCAUCAUAACUUCUUUUGACUAAAGGGAAGAAUUUAUACCAUGGAUUAUUAACUUGUUCUAUGAAGCCAAAGCAAGCAGCUGAGAAGAAACGGCACUUAAAACUGGUUGGGUUGGAACAAAGUGCCAGAAAUGUUUAUUUUUACCAAUUUGUAUUUAUAUAAAUAUAUAUAAAUAUAUAUA
Cottoperca gobio is the source of this 1997-nucleotide messenger RNA. It is a transcript of the gene sgk3, whose product is annotated as serum/glucocorticoid regulated kinase family member 3. Gene Ontology annotation, molecular function: protein serine/threonine kinase activity; ATP binding; phosphatidylinositol binding. The transcript has 17 exons. The record is from RefSeq and is a predicted model, not a curated record. Lineage: Eukaryota; Metazoa; Chordata; Actinopteri; Perciformes; Bovichtidae. Gene Ontology annotation, biological process: protein phosphorylation. The coding region runs from base 303 to 1781 and encodes 492 amino acids.